This is a messenger RNA of Colletotrichum gloeosporioides, 2895 nucleotides long. Its product is annotated as CBL-interacting serine/threonine-protein kinase 12. Gene Ontology annotation, biological process: protein phosphorylation; spliceosomal complex assembly; regulation of mRNA processing. The transcript has 5 exons. The record is from RefSeq and is a predicted model, not a curated record. Lineage: Eukaryota; Fungi; Ascomycota; Sordariomycetes; Glomerellales; Glomerellaceae. Bases 1 to 2895 code for a protein of 964 amino acids. Gene Ontology annotation, molecular function: protein kinase activity; ATP binding.
AUGGAAACAAUUACACCAGACGCAGGCACGGUCACGGACGUGGUUGAUGUCGACGACUACAUGUUUCACUGGGAGACUGAAGAGGAAGAGCGACCACAACACUACUUUCCUGGCAGCUACCAUCCCGUCGAAAUUGGUGAUCAAUUUUCCAAUGGAAGGUACACCAUCGUCCACAAACUUGGUCAUGGUGGAUAUAGCACCGUCUGGCUUGCUCGCGAUGAGAAACAUGGCCAAUUUGUUGCAAUUAAGAUAAUGGUCCCCGAGCACCAGUCACAGUCUGAAGCACACAGCUACGGCAUUGAAAUCGACUUUCUGCGUGAACUCCAUCAGAUUCCUACCAACCAUCCUGGAAAGCUGAUGCUCAUGUCUUGUCUGGACUCCUUCAGUCAUAAUGGACCCAAUGGGAGCCAUCUCUGCAUUGUGAGUCUGCCUCAUCGAAUGAGCAUUGGUCAAAGUAGGUAUGAAUCUCAUGGCACUGGAACCUUCGAACUACAAGCGGCGCGGGCAAUGUCCGCCCAAUUAAUCAUCAUGCUGUCCUUCCUUCAUUCGAAUGGCGUGGUACAUGGAGACUUUACGCCGAACAACGUUCUUCUUGCGCCACCUGACCUAUCUCAUUUGACAAUCGAGGAUCUCUACCAUAAGUAUGGAGAGCCUAUCAAAGCCAUGACUGAGCGUCGCGACGGCAAACCGAUCCCCCACGGUGUCCCGCCCUACAUCGUGCCGGAAAUCUGGUUUGGCGACCGAAGCACAGACCUGGAGCUUCGAAAUGCGAAACUCACCCUGACCGACUUUGGUGAGGCUUGGAGGCCAGCUUUGCGUUCGCGAUAUCAGCUUAACACUCCUGACAACUAUCGCGCCCCUGAAGCGAAUUUCGCCGAGAAGGAAAACGUUCCUAUUAGCUUCCCGUCUGAUAUCUGGUCUCUUGGCGUGGGAAUAUUCGAGAUCUUUGGCAACCACCUGUUUGAGGGUUCGCCAGAUCCAGAUGGCAUGCUUGAAGACAUGAUCAACACCCUUGGCAAACCACCCCAGAGAUGGUGGGACCUGUGGGAGGCCAAAGAUGAAUUCUUCAGAGGAGACGUAGAGUGGGAUGAAGACGGAACCUAUCCAUACAGAGAGCAUAUCCUACUGGAGGAGAGAGUGCGUGGGUGGAUCGGAGAUGUCCAUCGGGAUGAGAUGACGACUGAGGAACUUGAGGACCUGUACAGCCUCGUCAAGGGGGUUCUAUGCUGGGAGCCUGAUGAUCGUCUCACUGCAGACGAGCUACUUCGAGGAGAUUGGAUGAAGAAAUGGGGGCUACCAGCAUUGCAGGCGAUGUAUGAGGCUCGCGGGGAAGGCCGCAAUAUCAUGUCGGAGAUCGACUCCAUUGAUCGAACGGAGCUAGCUGCCGCCGAAAACGGCGGUUCAACCAGGUGGAAAGCCGCCGUGUCUGGGGUAUUCUUGCCAGAGUUCGCAACAGCAUGGUGGACGAAGACGGCUGCUACCAGAAAGAUGGCCGACAAUUCCUCAUGCUCGACCACGGCGGCAAUGGAUACGUCCACCGGCAACUCUUGCCCCGGCAAAAGUACGGCCAAGAUUGAAGCUGAGUCGCGGCAUCCGAACAUUGAUUUCACCUUUGGGGAGACAUGGACGCAGGAUGAUUUAGACAAACUAGAUAUCCUGGUCUGGAACGAUGACGAGCCAGAAGAGUUCUACGCAAAUUACUAUGAAGGGGGGCUGCAUCCGGUCCGGAUUGGAGAUCAACUCGCCGAUGGAAGAUACACGAUUUUCCACAAGCUCGGCCGUGCAAGCUUUUCAACGGCGUGGCUUGCGCACGACGAGAAGGUGAACUGCAAUGUCGCGAUCAAGAUCACCGGAGCCCAAUUUACCAAGUCUUCAAACGAAGCCGAUGUUCUCAAGUUCAUCUCGAGCAGGCCCAACGGAACCCACAGCUGUCUCGUGAGCAAGCCGGCUUCAUUUACGGUUGCCCAAGGCCUGUUACGGAUGAAAAAGAAACGGGCUUUGCCUGCGGAAGUAGCCCGAGCUAUCACGGCCCAAAUCAUCAUCAGUUUGGACGCUUUGCAUUCUAUCGGCAUCGUUCAUGGAGAUCAGACAUUCGAAACGCAGACAAUCGAAGAGAUAUACAAAUCAUACGAUCGCCCUCCCCAAAUUCCACUGCACUUGUACCAAGCAGCAACUCUCAGGAAGCCCCCGGUCCCCGAUAACGCGCCGCCAUACAUCGUUUCGAGCGUGUACGCCAUAAGAGGAUUCGACACUAUUGAGCUUCCAGACGCAGAGGUAAUGAUUGGUGACUUCAGCGAGUCAUGGAGGCCAUCGCAGGAGACGAAGCACGAACUUACAACGUGGCCUCCCUCUCAAGCACCCGAAUCAUUGUUUGGGAAGAGACUCAACAUCACCAUGGAUCGACCUGCAGAUAUCUGGUCUCUCGGAUGUCUCAUAUACCAGCUGUUUGGAGUUAGGGUCAUUUUGGAUACGGUGCAUUAUGACCCCGACGUCAAUUUCGCAAGAACGGUCGGAAUGAUUGGAAAGCCACCAAAGCAAUGGUGGGAUCUGUCGAAGAAAAAAGACGGGUUGGAUAGCAAUGAGGGCAACAAUGAUGUAGCCCAUGAUGAUUUGGAUGAAAACGAAACCAUUGAUGACGAAACUAAAGCAUCAUUGAGACGGCGGGUGAAGGUUUGGCUCCCGAAAGAUCGCGGUUAUGAUCCGGAUCAUGUCAUGGAUGAGGAGCUCGAAGACUUGUUGGCUCUUCUGGAAUCCAUCUUUCACUGGCUUCCUAAUGAAAGGGCGACUGCUUCUGAUCUCGUAUUCUCACUUUGGAUGAAGAAAUGGGGACUACCAGCCAUGGAGGCCAUGAAGAAGGGAAGAGAAGCGAAGAACAAGGAGGUUGGAAAGGCAUGA